UUAAUGGAAAAUAGGACAGACAUGACACAGUUCAUCCUGUUGGGACUGACCAGUGACCCUGACCUACAGGUUCCCCUCUUUAUCACCUUCCUCUUCAUCUACCUCAUCACCGUGGUUGGAAACCUGGGGAUGAUCAUUUUGAUUCUCUUGGACUCUCAGCUCCACACUCCCAUGUACAUUUUCCUUGGUAACCUUUCCCUGGCAGAUUUUUGUUACUCUUCAGCUGUCACUCCAAAGGUCAUGACUGGGCUCCUUUUGGGGGACAAGGUCAUUUCCUAUAAUUCUUGUGCUGCUCAGAUGUUCUUUUUCUCAGCCUUUGGUACAGUGGAAAAUUAUCUCUUGGCCUCAAUGGCCUAUGACCGCUAUGCAGCAGUAUGUAAGCCCCUGCAUUAUACCAUCACCAUGACAACAAGUGUGUGCGUUUGGCUAAUCACAGGCUCUUAUGUCAUUAGUUUCCUGAAUGCGUCCAUCCACAUUGGGGACACAUUCAGUCUCUCAUUCUGUAAAUCCAAUAUGGUCCAUCAUUUUUUCUGUGAAAUUCCAGCAGUCAUGGUUCUCUCUUGCUCUGAUAGAAAGGUUAGUGAAGCAAUUCUUCUGUAUGUUGUGAGCUUUAAUGUCUUUUUUGCUCUUCUUGUUAUCGGGGUGUCCUACAUGUUCAUCUUUAUUACCAUCCUAAAGAUGCACUCAGCUGUAGGACUUCAAAAGGCUGUGUCCACCUGUGCCUCCCACUUCACUGCGGUCUCCAUUUUCUAUGGGACUGUUAUCUUCAUGUAUUUACAGCCCAUCUCCACUCACUCCAUGAAUAAUGACAAAAUUGCAGCUGUGUUUUAUACUAUGAUCAUCCCCAUGCUGAACCCCAUGGUCUACAGCCUCAGGAACAAGGAGGUCAAGAAUGCAUUAUUAAAGCUCAAGAGUGCAUUGAUGUUUUGGAGGCAAAAUAUUCUGUAG
Molecule: messenger RNA, 948 nt
Organism: Castor canadensis (American beaver)
Lineage: Eukaryota; Metazoa; Chordata; Mammalia; Rodentia; Castoridae
Product: olfactory receptor 5B3-like
Biological process (GO): G protein-coupled receptor signaling pathway
Cellular component (GO): membrane
Molecular function (GO): G protein-coupled receptor activity; olfactory receptor activity
Source: RefSeq, a predicted model, not a curated record